AUGCUGCAGAAAACGCUUUUAUGCAGUUUGAGUGUAAGAACAAGCUGGAAUCACGCUGGGUCGGCUCGCGGGCUGCAAGUUUCUGCCGGAAUAACUACCCAAGGCGAUAACAGGGAGGAGAGCUAUGCCGCCUUCCAGGCUCUCCGCAGGCGCUUCCUAGGUUACACCCUGGCUCGGAAAACUUUCAAUGAUGUGUUUGAGCUGCUUAGUGGAGGAGAAUCAUAUGAAGAAUGCAGCACAAACGUUGCAGACUACACCGAAGACGGUGAAGACAGCGCAAACGUUCCGAACUCGGAAGACGCCGAAACUAGUGACGCCAAUCCGCGAGGCGAGUUGCGAAAUGGCGGGCCGUCUGACGCCAGAGACGAGUCUUAUGAGGUUGCCCCACCGGAGAUAGUUGAAAAAUAUCAAGGUACCGGGGAUCAUGACAAGACAAACUUGAAAAUGUUGGAUUAUGACGCACACAGAGCUGCGAACUCGAAGACUGCUCAGGCUCAACCUGAGGACACACGAACGUCGCAGGGAUCGUCUACUACCGACGAAACCCCGCAAACUUCACCCAGAAGGCAUUUUGGCAAAGCGAAACCAACACAGGGGAAGAGGAGGUCCUCCCGUGGGUCGACACUAGGGUUUCUGGGUAGAGCAGCGAUUUUGCUCGUGCUUAAAGUGCUUCUUUCCAAGAGGCACUGGUCCGCUUGCAGGACAGCCAUUAUCUUGGGCACGGUAUUCCCUGGCCCACAGCAAGCUGCAGCACUGGCGUUUUUCCAGCCUCUGACGCUGUCGUAUGCGGUGGCUCCUGCACUCCGAAGGAUGCAACCGAGCUUAUGGCGCUCGAUCGAUUUUUGGCAACGGAUUCUACCCGUAUAUGUGGCAUAUAAGAUGACCCAAAAGCGCGCGGGCAGACUCAAAGCGGAAGACGCGCUUGCUCUCUGGGAAAAACGCCAUCAGUGGGGAAGCGAACGAGUUUACCGUCUCUGCGUUGAGCUCGGUGGCGCAUACCUGAAAAACGGCAUUCUGCUGAGCACGCGGAGUGAUUUUCUUCCCCAGACGUGGUGCAAGCGCCUGUGGGAGCUACCACAUGAAGGCCGAGCAAUGACUAUCGAAGAAGUUCGAGCAACUUUCCUUGAGUGUUUCAGCAUGCCCAUGGAGAGCAUUUUUCUUUGGUACGAUAGAACGCCCCUUGCGUCAGCCACUGUGGCGCAAAUUCACAAGUGUGAAAUGCCUGAUGGUCGCUUGGUGAUAUUGAAGGUGCAGUACCCAGGGCAAGAGCGACUCUGCCAAAAGGACUUUCGCAAUCUCCGGGUGCUCGCGCAAUUUUUGCAGGCACUUGACUUGCGCAUAGAUCUUGUCUCUAUCGUUCGUGAAUACGAACGCUUGAUACCGCUAGAGUUCGAUUUUGAACGCGAAGCUCGGAUGAUGACUGUCAUCCGUCGAAAUCUUCGACAGGCAAAUCUUGAUCACGUCGUAGCGAUUCCGGAAAUAGUCAACGAUCUUGUGUCCAGACGAGCACUUGUCAUGACGUACAUCCCAGGUUGUUACAUCCUGGAUCGAGAGAAAAUUCGCGGCUGGGACCUCGACCUACGCACCCUCCUGGAAAAUAUUGCCGCUGUCUUCGGACAAAUGAUACUUGUCGAUGGCAUCUUCCACGCGGAUCCGCAUCCCGGGAAUUUUGUUGUCAUGCAAGAUGGAAGAGUAGCGCUGCUUGAUUUUGGUCAAGUCAAGCGCAUUCGCGAGUUUGUGCGGCGGCGGCUCUGCUGGCUCUACCUCGCGAUUGCGGAUUGCGAUGGACCGUUGAUUGCGGCUCGCUUCCAGGAGCUCGGCGUACGAUUCGAUGCCACUGCAGGCUUUCGAUCCACAGUGGUUUGGACACCACUAGAGUCUCGCCCUAGCACCAGCGAGCUAGCUGCAGAACAAAGCGAGACAGAAUCUUCUUACGGCUUGACUGCUGGCGAUACACGUCCUCGGGAACAAUCCUCGAUGCAUAGUAUCUCUCGAAUUGGAUCAUUCAUGUACUCCCCAACCGAUGCUGAUCUCGCGCUCUUCGCUCGCUUCCUGUUCGAUACGUCAACCCUCGAUGAGCUCGAAAUGAACGCACUCGGCUCUCUGAAUCCUCUCCGUUUUAUUCGCUUCCAAGAGUAUCCGGAUGAUAUUUUUUCUGUUCUCCGCGUGAUGCGCCUGCUUCGCUGCCUAGCCGAUGAAUUGAAUAUCGCCAUCUCGAUGGCUGACAUUUUUGCGACCUAUGCGGCUCGGGGCAUCCGAAAAGUUGCUCAGGUAAGCGCACACACUGGAAAUUCCCUGGAGCGAAGAUCGAACUGGGCCCAAAUGCGCCGCCACCAAUCCGCGUCUCCAAUGAAAGAGAGCCGAGACGCGUCGCCUUCGAGUCCCGCCAACAGGCUGGGUAUGAGGGUGUCACCGGCGCGGAUAAGCCACACCUACGUCGAUGCGCUGGAACGAACAUCUAGAAUCGACCGUGCCAUGUCCCUGCCCAACACGCCGCUGCAUGAGCGGCUGCACAACGGGGACACGUUGAGGGGCGACGCGGGCGCUUCGCCAGCGCCGCCCCGCACCUCGAGCUGA
Molecule: messenger RNA, 2577 nt
Organism: Cyanidioschyzon merolae strain 10D
Lineage: Eukaryota; Rhodophyta; Bangiophyceae; Cyanidiales; Cyanidiaceae
Exons: 1
Coding region: 1-2577 (858 amino acids)
Source: RefSeq, a predicted model, not a curated record